Sceloporus undulatus (fence lizard) is the source of this 7761-nucleotide messenger RNA. RefSeq names its product APC membrane recruitment protein 1 (gene AMER1). Gene Ontology annotation, molecular function: phosphatidylinositol-4,5-bisphosphate binding; beta-catenin binding. NCBI's taxonomy places the organism in Eukaryota, Metazoa, Chordata, Lepidosauria, Squamata, Phrynosomatidae. The transcript has 3 exons. Gene Ontology annotation, biological process: regulation of canonical Wnt signaling pathway. Gene Ontology annotation, cellular component: plasma membrane. The record is from RefSeq and is a predicted model, not a curated record. Bases 286 to 3549 code for a protein of 1087 amino acids.
GAAGAAGAAAUUAGAAACCAGAGACCCAGGAGCCUUGCAAGGACUGCUGCUGCUGCUGCACGCCAGGCCCCCAGGGACGCUGUUUUGCUCCGCUGUUAUAUUUCAUGGGACUUGAGCUUCCAUGGAUUUUGUGAUCCGCGGAGGGGACCCUGGAACCAAACCCCAGCGGAUAACAAGGUCCCACUUAUAGACCUUGUCUUCACAGCCUGGAGGACAGCUGUGAUGCCUUGGCGGAAACAGAUGGAGGAGGAUGUGGCUGCGAGAGUCUUAAGAUUCAGCUAAGAUAUGGAUGCCAGAAUGGAUGCCGCAGAAGCUGCCUGUCUUGAGCCGAAAUUGGGAGCCAAGUCCCCCUCCAUUGAGGAUUCUAACCGGGGGUCGCAGGAGGAGAACGGGGCAGCGGACCAUCUCUCAGAGCGGAGUGAUGCUUCCUUUGCCACGGCAGAACCAAACCGGCCACAAGCCCCUGCUGGCAAACUGAAGAAAACGGCCUUUAAGCUUUUUGGUGGGAAGCGAAGCAUCUGUACCUUGCCGAGUUUCUUCGGAGGGAAGAAUAAAGGCCAAGGAAAGGCAGCCUCCAAAAAGGGUCUGAGUAAAAGUAAGACACACGAUGGCAUCAGUGACGUCAGAUAUGAAGACUCGGAGCAUCUCCGAGGGUCCUUGGACGGUGGGACUGGUUUCCCAUCCCCACAGCUGCCCACAUCUCAAAGCACUCUCUUGGGCGCAGAGGCCAACCGGAGAGUUGGUUUCAUCCACCCGUCGACCUCUCUGUCUGGAAGUUCUGAGGGCUUUGAGAAAAAAACUGGUGGAGACAAGUCCUUGUUCCUCCCCAGGUCUAAGAAAGGUUUGAGGGGGUUCUUCAACAGCAUCAGGCGCCACCGGAAGAACAAAACCGCUGAGCCUGAGAAGACGGAGCUGCAAGAAUGGACAACUAGGGAUGUUGUGGAAGAAAGCCAGGCCAAAGCAGAGGACCACAGGGGUGUUGGGACCCAACAAAGCACAGAUAAGGGGGACCCAAAAUGUUCUCCUCUCCCUUCAGAACGGAAGGAGAACCUCUGUGGUGAUGCUUCUCCUGGAAGUCUCGGUGAGUUGAGGGAGAAGGAUCAACCAGCCACUGGUGAACGUGUCUCCAUGGGAGACACAACUAGAGUUGCUGCGAGCUGUCAAGGUUCUCAGGAUGCAGAAUUGGACACAGACAAUGUCUUCUGUACAAGUGCUACUUUUUGUGACCUUCCUGAUGCUCUGCAGGCAGAAUAUCUAGACAACAGUCCCCCAUGUGUACCCUCUGGAGACCAGCUCAGCUUCAUGUUUGGAGAUGUUACCUCCCUUAAAAGCUUUGAUUCUCUCACCGGCUGUGGAGAUAUCAUUGCCGAACCAGAUAUCGACAGCAUCGCAGGGAGCUCUGCGUCUGCCGAGCGGAGCAGGGAUGCUGCCAAACGGAGCUCCUGUCUGGUUACUUACCAGGGUGGAGGGGAGGAGAUGGCAAUGCCUGAUGAGAUAGAGGAGUAUCUCCAGCAAGUGUGGGAAGGGGCCGCCAAAGCAGGAGAGACCUAUGAAACAGACCUGCCGGAACUCAUGGAUGAAUGUGAGCAUCAAGGAGCAAAUGGUGCCAAGCAGGAAACCCGCCUCUGUGUGGAAGGCGUGGAUCUCUUAACUCCGCAUAGCGACCAACAAGAAUCUGCUCCCAAUAGUGACGAGGGUUACUAUGAUUCUACUACCCCAGGUCCUGAGGAAGAAAGUGGUGAAGGGCUUGAGGAAGUCAAGAAAGACCGUCUUCCAAGAGACAGCUACAGCGGUGAUGCCUUAUAUGAGUUCUACGAAACCGAUGAUGCCCUCUUGAGUCCUUCUCAUGGAGAUGAGUCAUGGUUUGAUCGAAAAGUAUCCCCUCCAGACAUUGUUGGCCACUUCUUUGACUUUGGUCUCCCUGACGAGAAAGACUUAGUCCGGAUGAUGGGCCGGAAGGGAGAAGUGAUGGAAACGGAGGAAGAGAGGAUGGCUGCCAUCCAGAAGCAGCUGCUGUACUGGGAGUUGCAGAGAGAGCCAACGUUGAAACACCUUGAGAUGAUUCGCAAGGACCAGCAUUCCAGGGAAAAGUUGCACGCUGAACAUAAAAUGGAAGUGGGCGGCCUUUUGGGGAAAAGUCAAAGCUGUCUGGGUUGCGAGGAAAUCUCUCAGGCUGAAAUAGCAACGGAGAGUCGAGAUUGCAAAGACCUCCAAGAGAUGUUGUACCUGGAAAAACGGUACAGUCCUGAUUGCUUUAUGCAGUUUGUAGGGAAUGGCUCUGCCUUGGACGCUGAAGCAGAGUGCACAAUGCUCGAGUCACAUGCAUUAAGUGGCUUGGCCCUGGAGAAACCAGUGGCUUAUCCUUUCUAUCAGGAGCACAGCUGCCGUGGCUCCCCACCAAAUGAACAACCCAGCCGAGCGGAGGCUGACUCGAGAGAGACCCUCAAACCGGAAAGCCCCUGCAAACUGGAGCAGGCAGCUGUCAACUUCUCCCAAGCCUUGGUGGAGUUCACCAGCAGUGGCACCCUUUUCUCCAGUCUCUCCGAAAGUAUAGGGAGCUCUGAUUCGGGAUCGGCCUUCACCCAGAACUUUCCCUCUCUCCCCACCAUGGUGACGUUUGAUAUCGUUGAUGUAGAGCAAGAUGGAGAAGGUGAGUGUGAGCAACAUCUGGAGAUGAACAUGAACGAGGAACUUGCCACCUCCUUCGAGGCCUUCGAUGAUAGCUACGUGCCGAAAGAAUCCUUCACUGAAUGUGACGAGAGAAUGUUUACUGGGUACCCCCAGGGCUCUUUCCAAGGCGGCAACUGGGGCAUCGCCAGCCUUCCCCGCCGCCUCCGGCUCCAGGAGUUGUGCCCUCCGCUGCCAGAGCCGCUCUCACUCUGCCGUAGGAGUCGAUCCCUUGACACAGAGAGUUUGGAGUUUGAGCUGGCGAGCUUGCAGCUGUCCAAGAAUGGCUUUAAGCCCUGUGAGCUCUGGUCUCAGUGGAGCGGAUGCAAAAAGGACCCUCUUUCUCCAGGGCUGUGCGCCGGUCAAGCGAGUGCUCCAUGCUCUCCAGAGGGAAAGGGAGAAGAGACUGGUGCCUUUUCUUGGACAGGACUACAGAAUGUACCCACCGGGGAGGAGUUUUCCUCACGAGAUGCAAAACUGUGGGACCGAGAUUUCAACCAUCAGUCCUUCCGGAGCGUAUGGGGUGGGUUGGAAGGGUCUGACCUUGCGCAGAACUCUGUCAAGGUGUCUGGAAAGCCUUACACUGACGGAGACCCUGAUAGAGGGUUUCUGGCACCAAGACCCAUGGCCAGGCCCUCCAACCUGCCUCUGCAAACUCCGGGUGCCCCCCAAACAGGAUGUCCCUCUCACAGGCUGGGUGUUGGGGACAGUGCAGCCAAAAAGCUAGCUUGGGUUCUCCCUUUGGGAGAGAGACCUGCUGGUGGGCCACCGAGCUUUGAUUUUGCUCCUUCUCCAGAGAAACCAGCUGCAUACAGACCUGUGGGUGUUGAUGCAAAGAAUGUCUUGGCUUCGCAGCAAGCGGAGAUGCUGAGACCAUUGUAAGGGCAAGGCUUUGUGGGAGCUCUGAAAUUGGAUCUGUUGAAGGGGGAGAUUGGGCUGGGUGGGAAUAUUCCCUUGAUGGCCUCUGGAAUGUCAUUGUGAAUGUAACAAAAGCCAAAUAACUUGGCGGGGUUUAUAGGCUUGGCUUCCUAGGGUCCUUGGGGAGACUCAAGGCUUGGCAACCUGCAAGCGGUUAUUUUAAUUCAGAGCCAGGGAGGGACAGAUUCGAUCCUUGCUGCGGUGGUGAGAGUAGGGCCAAGUGUGCCUACUAGGACGCUAAGUCUCAGCGAUGCUGUGGUGCUUCUUUUCAAGAGUAAUUUCUGAAUCACCUCUUCCGUUGUGUCGAACCACUGUUUUAAUCUUGAAUGUAAUAAACUGGGCUUCGGGGAAGUGGGGGGAUUUUUUUGGACUACAACUCACACCAAUCUGUUUGAGGAUUAUGGAUGUUGCAGUCCAAAACAUUUCCCCAUGCUGCACACUUAUGCUGGGAAAGGUGCUUGAGGUGGGUUGGUCAAAGGAUGCAUCUGCACUGUGAAAAUAAUGCAGUUUGGCAUUACUUUAACUGUUGUGGCUCCAUCCUACAGCAUCCUGGGAUUGGUAGUUUGUUGAGGCACCAGCACUCUUUGGCAGAAAAGGCUAAACAGCUUGUAAAACUACAAAUCCCAGGAUUCCAUAGGAUGAAAGUGGUGUCGAACUUAUCUCUACAUUGUAGAUGCAGCUUUAGAUUUCUUAAGUUUCCAGCUUGGCUGUCUAGCGAAAAAGGAGCCAAAUAGGGAUGGUUUACCCUUGAGAUGGCCUGUGUAAAAAUAUUUGGGAGGAAGGGGGUAAAAGAAAGGAUGGAUGUGGUAACGUUCAAGAACUGCCACAACUUCCCCUGGGAUAAAAGUGAGGAAGUGUUAGUUUUUUGGGGGGCAGGAAUAGCACAGUCCUGUCCUUGUUUGCUUGGAUGUAAAAUCCCCGUGGCAUUUAUUCUCAAAUACAUGUAUGUGCCCAUAAGGUGCCAGCCUCCGCAGAAUUACAUGGAAGUAAGUGCCACUCUGUUUGAUAGGGCUUGUUCCUGAAUAGUGACAGAAUGAAUAUUUGGAAACCUUGACGAGAAAAAUCCUGGACUCUUUUGCAUUUCAGGACUUAUUCUGUGAGGAAUUUGCACAUGGUUGCUUUGUGCGAAAGCCUGCUUUCUGUGCAGAAAACUGUGUUUUCUGUCUAGAAAAAUCAUAGACCUAUGCAGAAAUGUUGUUUCUGGCACAGAAAAAACCAGGUUUCUGUGCAAAACAGCCACGUGCAAAUUUUGCAGAGAAACAGUCUGGAAUUGCAAGCAGCCUUCGGAAAACUGUGUGUUUCUUGGAAGAUUUUUCCGCAGCGGGACGAAGGUUGCUGAAAUUACUGGUUGCUUCCUUGGAGGAGAAACUUAGUGAAGAAUUACAUCCCUAUGCUUGAAUAUGUGAAUAUGAGGAUUGUAGUCCUCAUUUGCACAAGGGAAGUUUUUGGUGGGUGGCAUUUGAAUCCUGAAAAGGUUCAUGGAGAGGGAAAAGGAAAGGUGUUUAAAAUGGUAAAAAGCAGGGAUUGAAUGCUGGUUAAAGUGGAAAGAAGAGGAUAUGUAGAAAGAAACUUAAAACUGCAUUCAUAGAAGUGGGUUUAACCUGGGAGUCAGACUUAUUGUAUGUGGGUUCCAUCCAAGUAGGUCUGAGUAGGAUCGCUUCAUAAAGCUAUGAUGGUUUGGAUGGGUAUUAAGAGAGGAGGGAUGUCAAAAUGAGUAUCGAAUUGCAAUUUUCAUGGGGAUUAUGGGUGUGUCUCCUUCAACCUGUCCCCUUUUAAAUACCAAAUGCCAUGUCUGUUCUGUCCUAUGUCUCCUCCAAGGAAGUGCUCUGCCUGUGUGCCCCUGAGCAUAGAUACCAAAAACUGGUUAUGCUGCAAAAUGGGUGUGAGUUGGAGUUUAAGAAAAACCAGUCUCCAGACUGGGGUUUAACUGCUUUGUGUAUUCCACCCUUUCCCAAAAUGUUGCUUUCUAUGUGGGCUGGACUACAAUUCCCAUCACUCUUAUGUGUGAAAGAGUACUAUCUGGACAGACAUAGUUGGAGAGGCACUUCUUCAGGUGAGAGCCAGCAUAAUGUCCUGGUUUGAGUGUCGGACGAUGGCCCCGGAGACCAGGAUUCGAAUUCCCACUCAGCCAUGGAAACUCACUGGGUGACCUUGGGCUAACCACACUCUCUCAGCCUCAAACUAAUCUGGUUAUGAAGACCUUGUGAUUCCAUUGCCGUAAGUUGGAAAAGACUUUGAAGGCAUACAACAACAGCUCCUUCGGGUAUCAAGGUCCCAAGUCCCUUAGGGCUUUAAAUGUCAUUACUUUGGAUUCACACCCGAAGGAGCUAGUGCAAUUCCUUUAAAACUGGUCGUCUAUGAUUUUGUAGGAUGAUAUGAUUUUGUAUGACGCCCCAGACAGCAGUCUUAGCGGCUGCAUUUUCACUUCCUUGCGGUUUCUGAACUACCAUCAAGGGCACCUUCCUUAUCCUCAUUGCCAGCACCUUGACUAUUAUGACCAGCAUCUUGAAUUCACAUUGGAAGUGUUAUCCCCAAAGACUGAUGGUAUUCCCCACUGCUGAAAUAUGAGCACAUGAACCUAUUGCUGACCCGUUUGCUCAGUACUUCCCAUAACUAGUUGUGGCUUUCCAGGGAUUCAAAUGGAGAUCUUCCAGCUCCAUUAUGUGAGUCUCUCUCUUUUUUAGGGACAUGUCCUGAGCUUGAAACCCUCAUGGCAGAGUAUGCUUUCGGAAGCAAGGUUAGGGAAACUUUGGCCUUCCAGAACCUUUGGACUACAACUCCCAUCAUUUUUCAUAUUGGUGAUCUUGGCUGUGACAGAUGGGAGUUGUAGGCCAAGGUAUCAGGGUUGGAGGAAGAUCCCAUGCCCCUGCUCUGGAGAUUUUGUGCAUUGCUGGGUUGCUUUUUUAGGGUGAACCCAUGUUAGGUGUAAAGUUUGCACCUCUGGUUUGGACUGCUCCGCUCAGCCCAUGUGCCUGUGAUGUGAAUGCUCUUUGUGUAAAAAGGGACAUGCCCCUGCUAUCACUAGGAGAGCAGGUUUGAAACCCUUUGUGAGAGUCAUCUCUUUGUCCUGCCUCUGCCAUCCAAUGUGAAGACCUCUUCGUGUCACAUUGCUAUGGCACCUAUUAUGGGGACGGUCUAGAUGCCCUCACUGUUCAUUUGCAAAGGCUUUAUCCAUCUAAGCCUGGAUACCACUGCCAUUGAAUAACUACUGCCGCUACGGACACCAUGUGUCUGAACUCAAGCAUUCCAAUAAAUCCUUACAGACCAUUCCCAGCGACGCAAGUAUGUAAGACAAACAUAAUUUAUUGAAGGGAAGUUCAAUGUAAAAGCGGAAGAUGACUUACUAAACACAUGUUCUCUAUGUGUUGGGAAAUCCUGGCAAGAGAAAACAAUAAUCCUGGACUAAUGAGAAGCUUUGCAGUUUGGGUUUUAUUCUGUGCAAAAUUCAUUUGUACAGGAAAUGGCUUUUUCUGCACAGAACGCUUUUUGCAUAUAGAUGUUACAUGGUUUUGUAUGAUGCAUAGAAAUGCAAUUUCCUGCACAGAAACAAAAAGGACUGGCUUUCCGCACAAAAAGAACCGCCUGCAAAUGUUGCGCAGAAUAAAUCCACAAUUGCGAACAGGUCUCAAAACCUGUUUUUGGAGACUUUCUCCCAGUGGGAAGAGAGUAUCUAAAAUGACUUGCUGCUUCCUUGAAUUGCUGGAGAAUGACAUCCUUGGCCGCUAUGCAUGGCCAGUUAGGUUGCAUUGACUCACUUCCCCACUUGUUUUGCAUUGCACUUGUCCACAAAUUAGAAGUUUUUAAUGCUCACACUGCCAUGACUUUGUGCUUUUGGAUGUGUUUUGGGGAUGGGGGUGGCUUGGUGGGGAUGGGAUUGUGUAGCGGGUUUUUUCCUCCCUUUGUUUUUACUUUCGAACAUAUCGCCAAAGACAUCUUGUGAAGUUUGUUGUCAAAAUGAUGUAGCUCUUGCUGAUUUUUUGGGGGGGUGAGGGAUAAUGUGUAUGUAUGUAAAAAGAACAGAACAGAAAAGAGAAAUAACCUAGUAAGAAUGUUCAUCUGCAAAUGUGCGUUCCAGUAGCAUUUUGGUUGUACACAUUUAAUGGAAAUAUUGUUGUUAUUAUCAUUGCCGUUCUUUUGUAAAAAGAAAACCGUUUUAUAAUACAUCGAUGCAUACGA